AAAUUUAAUUAGACAUCUAGAGGCUAUCAACAAACACCUUGCGUGCCUUCAACCAGGUGUGGUGGAAGUGGAAGUCACCAAUUUCUCAUCCGGCACCAAUUAGCUCACGAGCGUUGCUAAGCUGAUCGGCGGCGACUGAGCGACGUUACGCAGCUACCGCCAAAUCAAAGAGAGGAACAUGUGCGAUUGUGCGAGUGCGAUCCGGUCCCUUUCGUGGAGUGACCUCGACGAACUGGGCCAUAACUAGUCAAGGCAGGGGCAUAAGGGCUUUAACCCUGGUGCACUGACUGGGCCGACAUAGGUUCAAUGGAGAAAUCAUAAGGCCCAACGCUCGCGAGCUAAAACCUCAGAGAAAAAAAAGGGUGACUCACUGACUCCACUGCUCCACCCAAAAAAAUGGCGGCGGCGCCGGAGGAGCUGCUCUGCGCGGCGGCGAAGUCCGGUGAAGAGGGCGAAGUCGCUAAACUCCUUGCUUCAGGAGCUGACGCGACCCACUUCGAUGCCGACGGCUUGACGCCGCUGAUGCACGCGUCCGCGGGGGGGCACGCCGCCGUUGCGCGCCUCCUCCUCGACUGCGGUGCGCCCUGGAACGCGCUCUCCCCCUCGGGCCUCUCGGCAGGGGACCUAGCCUCCGACCCCGACACCUACGACCUCCUCCUCGACCACGCCAUCCGCUCCGAGCUCGUCCUGGGCACCGUCGCGCGGCGGCAAGCGGCCCCCGCGAACGGUCCCCCGGCCGAGAGCUACCUCGAAUCCAGGGUCUCGUUCAGCGAGGAGAGGGUGAUGGACGCGGAGAGCAAGGCGGUGAUGAUGGCGUGGGAGCGGCCGCUGAUGGAGGCGCACGCGCGGGCGGUGUGCCAAGGCGGCGGCAAGGUGCUCAACGUGGGGUUCGGCAUGGGGCUCGUGGACGAAGCGAUACAGAGGUACGGGCCCGAGGAGCACACCAUUGUCGAGGCCCACCCGGAGGUGUACGAGCGGAUGCUCAAGCUCGGAUGGGGCGACAAGAAGAACGUCAGGAUCGUGUUCGGGCGAUGGCAGGACGUGAUGCCGCAGCUCGGAUCUUAUGACGGCAUAUUCUUCGACACGUACGGGGAAUACUACGAGGACAUGAGAGAGUUCCACCAGCACCUUCCUAAGCUACUGAAGCCCGGAGGCAUCUACUCGUACUUCAACGGCCUCUGCGGCGACAACGCGUUCUUCCACGCCGUGUAUUGCCAGCUCGUCGCGCUGGAGCUCGCGAACCUUGGGUACUCGACGCAGUUCAUCCCUCUGCCGGUCAAAGAUUGCCUGGCGGAGGAGGUCUGGAAGGGCGUGAAGCGGAAGUACUGGCAACUGGACACCUACUACCUCCCUGCUUGCCAGUCAGAAUCAGAAUCUACUAUCAAGUAGUGAUGAGUUAUUUCUAGUCUGCGUUCUGAAGUUGGUUGUCUGUUUUGAGCUACGUACAUUUUUGUUCUGUGUUACGAAUGUUAACCCUUUCACUUUCGGGAGCUGAAUUUUCUUUGGGCGUGUGGUGAUUUGCCCUCUCUCGUAUGCUCCUGACGCGUGCGUGCAUUCGUGGUUCGAAAAAUAGAAUUGUCAUGGAAAAAUUUGGUUCCCUGACGAUCAUUUUCCUUGCCAUGUUGGACCGCGUGGCUCUA
Messenger RNA from Zea mays, 1640 nucleotides. RefSeq names its product arginine N-methyltransferase 2. The record is from RefSeq and is marked provisional. Gene Ontology annotation, cellular component: cytoplasm; nucleus. Lineage: Eukaryota; Viridiplantae; Streptophyta; Magnoliopsida; Poales; Poaceae. The transcript is spliced from 2 exons. Gene Ontology annotation, molecular function: protein-arginine N-methyltransferase activity; protein binding. Bases 397 to 1389 code for a protein of 330 amino acids.